ACCCAUCAGCCGAGCCGCUCAGGCAGGAAGAAGAAAACAUGUUCUGAGCAGUCUCUUGGGUGAGGGGUGGAGCGGAUCUUUGUCAGCCCACACCGUGCGGUUCCCACAGCUCAGUGCCUCCUCCCGCUGGGACUUCCUGUGCUGCCCAGCCUAGGAAAGGGCGUGGUCACUGAGAAGAGGAGCAUCCCUCCUUAGCCAGCGGCUCGGCUCACAUGAUAUCAGGUGGCUUCUUCAAAUGAAUUUUUAAGUAUCUCGGUGAUGAAGAACGGAGACAUCAAUUAGGGGCCAGGAAGACAAGCCUGCAGGAGAGGCUUGAAGGAAGGGGGUCAGAGGGUGAAAGAAGAACAUCAUUAAAAGAAGACAGCAGCUGCCUUUGCGAUCUUCCUGGAACUUUAUUUGACUCUGUCUACAUCGGAGGUGCUUUUGGACCUCUUCUUUUGGAACCGAGGCUAGGAUGACGCUUCUGUCAAGCAGGCAUUCAGCCGGGUACUCCUGUACGAUUUCCUUUAGGAAAAAGACACUCUGGGUUCCGUCGUGCAUUCUGGAACGCCAGGCACGACUUCGCUUUGUGUGACGUCAGGGACCUGGAACCGGCGAAGCGGGCUCCGUCGGCUUUCGGCCACCCGCACUCGCCCCGCAGCCGCCUCCAGGACAAAGCUCCCGCGGGCCCCGCCCACCGCAGCUCCCGCGCCCUCAUUGGCCGGCUCUCGGCCCGCCCUCAGGGAGCGGGGCGCUGCCCUCCCGAGCGCUGGUUGGUCUAAUCGUAAUGACGGGGCUGACUGAAUACCAGAGGAACUUUCUGUGGAAAAAGUCUUAUUUGUCAGAGUCCUAUAAUCCCUCAGUGGCGCAAAAGUACUCAUGGGCAGGACUUAGGUCGGAUCAGUUAGGGAUCACGAAAGAACCAAGUUUUAUUUCAAAAAGAAGAGUUAGCUACCAUGACCCUCAGAUUCCAAAAUCCCUGGCGUGGAAUGGAGCCAUCACAGAGAAUGGGAUGGUUGUCCUACCAGAACCCAAGACCCUCCAGACUCCAAAACCACAAGAGGCAGAGCAAAAAGAAGGUGCUAACCAAGGAGUUCUCUCAGUAGAGGCCUCCAGGGUUCCCAAGAGAACUCGUUCGCAUUCUACGGACUCCAGAGCUGAAGGGGCUUCAGAUGGCAUGGAAAAGCACCAGGAUGUAACAGGAAACCACGCACUGGCUAAUGAAGCUGUGGAGCAGGCACCUUCUACCCAACCUCUUUCACAGAGUAUAGAUCCCAGGUUGGAUAGGCAUCUUCGCAAGAAGGCUGGAUUGACUGUUGAUCCCUCGCAUAAUGCCUUGAGAAAUUCUGAAUAUCAAAGGCAGUUUGUCUGGAAGACCUGUAGAGAAACUGCUCCAGUGUUUGCAGCCAAUCAGGCUUUCCGUAAUAAAAGCGAAGUUAUUCCACAAGUUAGGGGCAAUACUGUCAUCCACGAAACUGAAUACAAGCGAAAUUUCAAGGGCUUAUCUCCCUCGAAGGAACUAAAGCUAAGAGAGCACAGCGGCCGUCUUGAGACACCAGCUCCAGAGAAGAAGGCAGACGAGGCUUUAGAGUUAGAAGUAGAGAUGGCGUCAGAAGACUCAGACCAGCCUCAAAAGCCUGUUCCCUGGAGACACCAAAGGCUCGGAAAGGUGAAUUCUGAAUAUAGAGCAAAGUUUCUGAGCCCAGCCCAGUAUUACUAUAAAGCUGGAGCUUGGAUGCGUGUGAAAGACAACAUGCCAGACCAGGAUUCUCUAAGUGCCAUGUGGUAUGCAGAGGUUAAGGAACUCCGAGAAAAGGCUGAGUCUUACAGGAAGCGAGUUCAGGGAACACAUUUUUCUCGGGACCAUCUGAACCAGAUUCUGUCCGAUAGCAACAACUGUUGGGAUGCCUCCUCAACCACAAGCUCAGAAGGAACCAUUAGCGGCAACAUCCAAGCAUUGGAUCUUGCUGGAGAUCUUCCAAGCCACAAGACUCCCCAGAAACAUCCUCCUACCAAACGAGAAGGAGAAGAAAAGGAAGUUGCCUCAGGCGAUCACCUCCCAAAAAAUAGUACCAGGAAACUGGACCUGCCAGAGGCCGCCACCAUGCCGGUCAGGAGGAACCUGGCUUGGGGUGCUGAGAGCACUAAGGAAGACACCCAGCAGCAGCCCAGACGGAAGGAGGAUGGGGAGGAGAGAAGGGGAAAGGACAAGCAGACCUUUAUGCAAGAGCUAGAAAAACUAGACACACAGGAGAGGUCUAAGGCAGAUGGAAUGAAGGAAGGGUUGGAGUCAUUUUCUCUUUCCUCAGGGAAGGGAGGCAGGCUUCCUACUCCACAGCUGAGAGAACUCGGUAUCCAGCGGACUCACCAUGAUCUCACGACUCCAGCCGUUGGUGGGGCCGUCUUAGUGUCUCCGAGUAAAGCGAAGCUUUCAUCCCCCGAGCAGAGGAAGAGAGCGCCCUCUCUGGAUGGCUUAGAAACUCUGAAGAGAGGAAACCACUGUGCUGUAGGUUUCAUGACUUCUCCUGCUGCUGGCAUCAAAACAGUUGACCCCUUGCCUUUGCGUGAAGAUUGUGAAGCUGAUGGUCUCAGAUUUGCUGAGGCUACUCCUCCAGCUUUGAAAACUCCAGAUCAUCAGACAAACACCCCUGGACAGCCUGUUCAGUGUACCCUGCCUCACUGGUAUCCUUCUAGAAGGAUCCAGGGCUGCCUACGAGACCCUGAAUUUCAGCAUAAUUUGAGAAAACCACGGACGGGCAGUUGGCAGUUCCCUCAAUACGAAGUCGUUAACAAUAAAGAUGUAGACAGACUGUCUGAUAUCUCUACUCGCUCUGCUGCUUCUGGGCUCCAGGCUUUCCAGACUUUAGCACGUGCUCAGAAGAGGAAGGAGAAUUUCUGGGGCAAAACAUAAACCUGCUCUUCUUAUCUAGAGAAAGACUGGCAUCAUCAUUUCUUACUGCGUUAAGAUUUUCAGAAUGUUUGGGUUUCUUUCUGACACUUCCAACUUAAAUUCUUUGAUUUUUCAGUUGGCUCAUCUUACCCAGAAAAUUUUAACACAGCUGUAUCUAAAUUUAACUCUUUGAGAGUUCCUUUGCACUUGUCUGAACACAAACGUGUAGAUUAUGUAGUUUUUCACACAUUCCUUUUGUAUCAGGUGUUGGGGGUAGAAGUCUGAAUGUCAUCUGUCCAGAGAAUAAUCUAAAGGGAUAAAAUGAAGUUAAAAUUAAGAACUCCCAAAUUAUAUUCCCUCUCAGGCUGGUUCUAGGCAUUUUAAAGGGCGUAGAUGUUAUGAAAGGAAUCUGUCGUCUGCAGCCAUACCACCCUGAACACGCCCUAUCUCAUCUGAAGAAUCUGUCAUUCUUUUGACUUUUACUUUAGCGUUUUUAUUAGCACCUUCUGUACACAGUUGCAGUGUUAAAAUAAUUGUACUUUGAAAAUCUGGCUGUAUAUAUUUUUCUUAUUUAUGUAACAGAAUUUGCUGAGAGAAUAUGUAUAUUUUUGAUCUUUUUAUGUAUUUGUAUAAUGACUGGUGUAUGUUUGAAUAAUGUCUAAUUUUGAGAAAUUAUUUGUGUAAUGGAGAAUUAGAAUUUUGUAAACAUUUAAAAAUGAAAAUUAAGUAUUCUUGGCUUCUCCAGAAAGUUAUCAUGUGGAAUAAGUACUUUCUAGAAGCCGUCGCCUAGGACUGGUAAUCAAGCAUACUACUUUUGUAGCUGGCAAAAGCAGUGAAACUGAGUCUACAGUAUUUUUUUCUGUAUACAUAUAGGGUUUUAAAAGUAGAUUCAUUAAAAAUUUCACAUCAA
Messenger RNA from Meriones unguiculatus (Mongolian gerbil), 3779 nucleotides. It is a transcript of the gene Saxo6, whose product is annotated as Mdm1 nuclear protein. The record is from RefSeq and is a predicted model, not a curated record. The coding region runs from base 767 to 2890 and encodes 707 amino acids. Gene Ontology annotation, molecular function: microtubule binding. NCBI's taxonomy places the organism in Eukaryota, Metazoa, Chordata, Mammalia, Rodentia, Muridae. The transcript is spliced from 17 exons. Gene Ontology annotation, biological process: negative regulation of centriole replication.